Rhinichthys klamathensis goyatoka is the source of this 1466-nucleotide messenger RNA. It is a transcript of the gene thap11, whose product is annotated as THAP domain containing 11. Gene Ontology annotation, biological process: regulation of transcription by RNA polymerase II. Bases 202 to 954 code for a protein of 250 amino acids. The record is from RefSeq and is a predicted model, not a curated record. The transcript has a single exon. Gene Ontology annotation, cellular component: nucleoplasm. Gene Ontology annotation, molecular function: RNA polymerase II cis-regulatory region sequence-specific DNA binding. NCBI's taxonomy places the organism in Eukaryota, Metazoa, Chordata, Actinopteri, Cypriniformes, Leuciscidae.
CUGGCGUAUAUUUGCGCAGCCGCAGACGCAAGUCUACCGACUAGCAUUUGAAACCAAAACAGGAAGUCGUAAGUAUUGUGGGACGUGUAGUUCCGCUUCUAGGCCGCUGGUCUGGAUAACAGCACACGAAGGAACCAAACAAAACAAAAAUAGGGAAACUUCUAGGGACUGCAGUAUUACUGGUGCAUCUUCUACAAAAUCAUGCCCGGCUUUACUUGCUGCGUGCCCGGUUGCUACAAUAACUCACACCGGGACCGCGAUCUGCGAUUCUACACCUUUCCGAAGGAUCCCACUCAGCGAGAGAUAUGGCUGAAGAACAUUUCGCGGGCCGGGGUGAGCGGCUGUUUCAGCACUUUCCAGCCCACCACCGGCCACCGGGUCUGCAGCGUCCACUUCCCCGGCGGCAGGAAAACCUACACCAUUCGCGUCCCGACCCUUUUCCCUCUGCGGGGGGUGAACGAGAGGAAGAGUAGACGGGGAAGGACUAGGAAGGUAUCCGCGGUCGUGCCCAUCAUCAGCUCGGUCGUUUCCACGGCUAACGAGUCAGCGCCAGUGGAGGAAGAGGGGGACACCGAAAACACCACCGUGGUGCAGAUAGAUCAGAACGGCCAGUACAUCGCGCCCGUGGACCUCACCGUUUCGGGGGACGGUUCCUGCCUUACAGCGGUGGUCUCGGGCUCAGAUUUAUCCGGGGACAGCACGCCGUGUCCCGUGGCCGAUCUCGCGCUGUGCGGGGCGGAUCACUCGUACUCGCUCACCACCGGCACAACGUCUGCGGAAUUGCUUCGGAAACUGAACGAGCAGCGGGACAUAAUCGCGCUGAUGGAGAUCAAAAUGAAGGAGAUGAAGAACACCAUCCGACAGCUGCGGGUCAACGAGGCUCGACUGCAGGAGGAGCUGCGCGAGCGGGACCGCCUGAUCUCCGCCAACACCAUCAUUAAGAGAAAACUCUGACAAACAACGUAAAGAUACGGUGGACUAAAGACGCAUAGGACGGUCUGUGCUUCUGUAAGACAAGGCGACGACAAUUAAGUUUCAUCGUAGUUCUCAUUUAAGCUUCCUCCAGGACUCAGAAAUGGUAGAUAGGCUGUGUGUGUUAGAGCGCAGAUACAUGAGUUCAACCUGUUUGCACGAGCUGUCAGGCACAGCGCUACACGGGGACUGAGAUGAGUUCAGCAGACUGGUCCUUCUCAUUUUAUAUUUAAUGAUACACGAUUGUGUUGUUUGUGUGUUGAAGGAAGCCGAUUCAAGAUAUGCCUACUGUCACACAUCAUGUUACAUGCACACAGAGACUGCUUCAUAUAAGUGUGUAAACAAACAACUGGUUAUCAUUUGUUUAUGUUUGUUUUUUAAUAUCAGAGUGCAUCAGGUCAGAGCUUCUGGUCCAGGUGAACCGAUUCUUUACAUGCAGGUUAAUGCAGUUAGAAAAGAUGAAUGGUUUGAAGUAAACUGCUUUUGAACUAUAA